Lymnaea stagnalis (great pond snail) is the source of this 18661-nucleotide messenger RNA. Lineage: Eukaryota; Metazoa; Mollusca; Gastropoda; Lymnaeidae. The record is from the annotation of a GenBank genome assembly.
CGGGACUUUUAAAAUGAUGUUAGUGUAAUAAAAGGAACAAAUAUAUUAUACAUUUGUAAGGAAGUAUUAUUUGUUUAAUAAGCCUAACAACUAAACACAAAAGAAAACCACUGAAAUUAAAUUAUAGUAAAUUUUAAAUUGGUCUUUUCAUUUUUUGAAAGUGUAAAAACAUUAGUUACUAGUGAUGUAUAUUCAAAGAAUAAUUAACAUCGAUUAGUUAUAAUUCAAAUACAUACGUUACAUAGCCUAUUUUCGAUAACUCUUUUUGUUUGACUGUUUGGUGAUGUUACCUAACUGACGUUUUUUAUUAGCAAAAUUGAUUAAUAAUUAGUAAUACAGGCUAUAGACAGCAUACUAGUAAUAUACUACUAUAGGUAAUAGGAUUACGUCUAAGGUGGUAAUCCCUUAUUUUUAGGGCAAAAAAAAAUAAUACCACCUAGCUAGGACUAGGAGUUGAGUAACAUUUUUAUACUUUUUUUUACCGACUUGUACUUAUGUUUAAUAAAAAUAACAAAUAAUGUUAUUUACUAAAUUUUACGGUGUGAUUCAAUGAUUGACGCCAAUCCAAUACUGAAACUGAAGCCCUAUAAUUCAUAACAUACAUAUUACUAUUACUAAAUUAGUAUUACUAACUAGGCCUAUAUAAAUAUAUAAAUAAUGUAAUAAUAAUAUUUAAUAUAUAAUUUAUGUUUACAGACCUAGUAUUUAGGGGCUUAAAGUAAAUGAUAAACCAUUGUGAAACCUUGUCCACUUUCAAAAAGUCCCUUAAAACCCAUCUGUUUAGGUCCGCCUAUGACCUGUGAUGCACCCUCCUUGCCCUGCCUCAUUUUCUGUCUCGGGUUGAUCCUGUAUUUAAGUAUAUGCCGCUAAAACGUGCCAAAUGUACUUGUUUUUAUAGCCAUUUUAAUGUUUUAGCUACUGUUUUCAUUGUCAUUUUUCACAUUGUAGUUACUAUUCUAGUGUCUCUGGUUUUUCAUUUUUAUUUUACUUUUGCAGUUUAAAUAGUUUACAUAUUUUUAAUAAUUGUAAAGCGCUUAGAGCUGUAAGGUAAGCGCUAUACAAAAAUUCCUAAAUAAUAAUAAUAUAUAAAAAUAUUAUCAAGGCACUUAAGGGGCUUAAUAGUAGUAGCAGGACAGUGAUACCAUGCAUUCUGAUCUAUAGACCGAGUGUCUAAAAAUGCAAGUGACAAUGAUAACAAAAAUUAAUCCUGAAUUAUAUAUAUUUAUUAUAUACUGAUUUUGAUGUUGUAGUUUAUACACAACAACCCAUAAGCCUUGAAAAAAUGUUGGUUGUCAGAGUCCUUUUGCCCGACCCCUGCCCCUACACUGUUACUUAUGGCUCCGUUGUCUAAGAUGACAAUAUUACACAGCAGCACUGUACUCUUAUAGACUCACACACACACCAAAGACUCUAUGCGCCAACAUUUCAUAAAAUAAUACUGUUCAUCUUUAAUAUACUGUCUGAGGCAGUAAUGUAAAUAAUACCAGUAUUGUAUUGUACACAAUUCAUCAAUUCACAAUCCGCAACAUUAAAAAAUGGCGGAGUCUAUUACAUGACUAUUGAAUUCAUUCAAGCUGACUUAAACUAACUACCUGACCUCUCUCUUUAUACGUAUGGGGAACUCUUAACUGUCUAACCUUAAUACCGACCACACUUGUUUAUUUUUCAUUACCUUUCAUCGAAUACCAAUUUAGAUAUUUAUACCACUGAGCCUCACACUCACCAUCACAAUUUCAUUUAAAACAGUGAUUAUCAUUCCUUGACAGGCCUUAACACCAUCAAUGUAAUAGGAAGUAUGAACAUAAUUAUUAAUAUACACUUACACUAUAUUAUUAAAAUUAUAACUAAGUAUGUAUUAUAUAAAAAUAGGGCUAAGCUUGAUGAUAUGAGUAGGUUGUAUUUGUAUACCCUACAUUAUACUAACUAACUCAAAUUGCUAUGGCCUGAAUGGACAUAUUUUCUAAAAUAAUUAAAGUCUCUGCUAAAAAGGUAUAGACUUAUACUUAUAAGUGAGGUAAUUUAUUGUAUCAUACCAAUUAAAGUAUAUGCCCUUAAAUUUAAAAAAAAAAUUGUAAUUUUUAGUCAUAGUGAAAGAAUUAUAAUCAUCAUACCUACUGUUCCUAAGUAACAAAUUAAUUUUCUUGGCUUAUCAUAAAUGUCUUACACUGCCUCAGUAGCAGUUGACAAUUAAAGAACUUAAAUGUCUUUGUUUUUUUUUGGGUGUAAAGUUAACAAUUUUCACUAUAAUGGUCCUAUUACACUUAACAGUGUGUGGAAUGAAUUUAAUAAAAUUAUUUUUUAUAUUCUAAAAUAAUUGUUAGUUCAAAACCAAAUCACCCAAUUUUCAUUUCAAAAUCAUUUCACUGCACUCCUUUGAUUGAAUGAUUCAAAGUUUUCAAACUUAUAUAGUUUUAAUUGUUACUGAUCUACAAAUUAAUGAUUUGUGACUUUUAUGUUUAUACUGAUUAAUUUUCACUCAAUAAAAAAUAUUUUCAGUAGUACUGGAGCACAAUUGACAUGGUUUGUUAAACCUUUUGUUUUUUCUUUAAAAAAAGUUAAAUUUUAAUAUUGUAUAUUUCUGGCAUUGUUAAAGAGACGUAUAGCACUUAUUUAAAAAAUGUAUUUUAUAUUUCUUCAGAAUACUUGAAAAGUAAUUUUAAUCUUAAGAAGUCAUGGAUGUUAAACUGUUAGGGCGAGCACUUCAGUUACAUGGAGUUGACCUACUAAGAUCCCUGAGCAAUGAACAGCAAGAGCAGCCAUCAUCAGCUGUAUUAUCAUAUUUAGAACGACACCAAUCACAAGAGCCUGAAAUAAAGUUGGUUUUUUUUUUCUUAAUUUAAAACUUCUAUUUUUCCAGAAUUUACCUUCAAUACCCGUAUAUUAUUAGUACUUGGUAAUUAUGGGGAAAUAUGAUUUUCAUACUUUCUUUUUAACUGCCGUUAUUAACACAUGCACUUACCAAUUCAUUUAAGCCUUCAAAGUCUUUGUUUCAAAUUUUCAGAGAUGAACAGUUUCGGAAAAAAAUUAAUGCCUUUAUUGGAAAAAAAGCAGAUAUUUUGUUUCACCCCAUAUCAGAAGAUGAAAAGAACCUGAGAAAAAAUGAUGAAAAUAUUGACGGUUAGUAAAUUAUUUAGUAAAUUUAUUAACUUUUUUAUUUUAGUUAUUUCAAUGCUUUAAAAAAUAAUGCUUUAUUUUUAAUUUUUUUUUUUCGUAUAGAUUCAUUUGCAAUAAUGCCUGCCUUAGAAGUAUUUAUGGAUGUACCUUCACAAUUACGCAGGGACCACUUUUUACGAGUAAGAACAUUUCUCUUAUUUUUUAUUUUAACAUGGCAGCUAUAUUGAUAUAAUUCACUAAAAUAUUGUAAAAUAGGUUUUUAUUAAGCUUUAUUUUUAUGUAUUCUCCUGUUUCAUUGGGAGUUUUUUCUAAAAAGAAACUAAAUUUAUUGAUACAUCAUUUUUCAUCUAGAGCAUACGACCCAAUGAUUGUAUGACAGGAGUAGUUACUUCAAUAUUAGAAAAUGGCUUGAAGGUUCAUUUACUUUGUGUUGACAAAGGAGCUGCAAGAGAUAUUGAAGAUCUUAAUAUUAUGGUCAGUUGGUUCAAUUCUUUAACUUUUUUAAUUUUAAUUUUAGUUUAAAUUCUAAGAACAUUUUAAAUGCAACCUGCCCCUGUCAACCCCAAAUUAUAAUUAAAUUAAAUAAAAAUAGACAGCUUAUUAAUGAUCAUUUAAGGCUCCAUUGAGAUAACUUAUUGUUUAUUCAACUCAUUCACAGGCAUUUUGUCCGGCUAAAGAGCUGCCCAAGCUCUAUGCCCACGAAAGUGCUCUUGAUGCAUUUCAAGAAAAAGAUAUUGUAAGAGGUAUGGCAACACUCCUUUGCUUAAACAUAGAUCACGGAUUUACAAGAUAGCACACGAAGAAUAAUAAUUCAGCGAUUGCACUGAAUCAAUCACCAGCCUAUUUGUUAAAGAUGCUUAGUCAUCUAGAUGGUGAAACACUUUGGAAGGCAAUCAGGGAUUACAGAGUUCCAGAAAAAGAAAAUAAUCAGCUUAAGAAAAGAUAGAUAUAAUAUAAAAGGCAGUAUUAUCCUUAACAAGCAACCCAGAGAAAUUUUUACUUUAAUGUCCAGAGUAAAGGGGUGAUUUCUAGGCUUUCCCCUAUUCCCACUUGGCAUUAAUUUACCAAUUAUGAUUUCGAAAACUGACAGCAACCAGACAUCCAGUGGACAGGCUUCACCCCACUAGAAGACUUGGACUCAACUGCUGACAAGGCUCUACAAUAUCAAAAACCACACCAACAUGCAAAAUAUUAUUAUUAUUACAAGAACACGUGGAGAAGAGAACAGAGAGUCUGGGAGUGUGUGCAUGGAGAGACUUUAAUAUAGCUGCAGCAGAUAAGAGAACAAAGGAGACAGAACCUUGAUGGCCUUUGUCCCAACUUUGGGCACUACAUGAAUAGCAAGAAAAAAAAAAUAUUUUGAGCCAUUUAGCUUUAAUUGAAAUUAAGUUUAGAUUAAUUUCAUUUUUAUGGCUCUUGAUGUAUUAGAUUAACAAAACUUUUAAAUGCAAAUAAAUGCCUAUUAUAAAUCCCAUCCAUCCGGAUCCAUGAUGCCAUUUUAUAUUCCAUGUUAAAGGUAUUAUACUUUCUGUGGGCGCUGAUGCAGAGAGGAUUAUUAUGUCCUUGCAUGAAAAGUCCAUUCCUGAUAAAGAGAAAUACCCAAGAGUUGUAAGAUAUUUUUUAUGUCAAAUUUAUACUAGCAUGUAUACUAACAGGUUUUUAUAUAUUUUUAUGCUAUUGCCCUCCCACCACCCCCUUUUCUUUUUUUUUCCAUUAAAAAAUAUAUAUAUAUAUAUAUUAUAUAUAUAUAAUAUCACAUUUAAUUAAGUUAAAUAUUUAAAAGUUGUACAAAAUUUUUUAAAAUAAUGUUCAAUUGAAUUUUUUAGUUCUUGUUUUAAGACAUUUUUGUUUCUAUUUUCAGGGACUUAUUACUGAAGACGAGUUUCCUGUUUAUUUUAGGUACCUGAAAUAAGUUUUCAUUUUAUUUGUGAUUUAUAUCCACACAAGUUGAAACUGACAGAAUAAUGUACAAAAUAAUAUGAUGCAGAUUUUCUGUCUAUGUUGACAUUGAUCAUGAAAAAAAAUCUAGACUUUUCUUUUAAUUCCAAUGCAAUACUAUAAUUCAAAGUCUACAGCUUUAAUUGAUGGUUCCCAUUUCUAGUUUCUUCUUAGGGCAGUAGUUUACAAAAGUUUGAAUGUUAUUUUUCCCCGAAGCUUUAAUCCAUCACUUUAUAAAGAUGGAUCGUUCAGUACAAAUAGUGCUUUUGGGAACUAAAAAAUUUUUGAGUGUGUCAAAAUCUUAUUUUUUAUGACAAAAUGCUGACAUGUAUUCAUGCAAAAAGGUGAGUUUUAUUUUAAACAUCAUAAUUCAAAUUUUUCAGAUACAAAUUAUUAAUGAAUUCAUAUUUAUUUUCUGGUAACACCUUAUUCGAGUGUUAAAUGAAAUGUUUAAAUUUCACCACUGAAUAUGGUAUGAUACCACUUAAAUUUUAAGAUCUGUCCUAAACUGCUCUACUUUGUCUCACAGGCGCAAGUCUCAGAUCCAGGGAAUGUCUUACCAAGAGAUGCUGCACUCCAUACUUGGGUUUAACAACCAGGGCAAUGUUAAGGCACUAGUAAACCAGCAAGGAAUAGAAGAAACUGCAUCCUACUUGAGAUAUCAUGCCAGGUAAAAAAAGAAAUAAUGUUUCUUAUUAUUAUUAGACAACAAUUUUUAAUUUUUUUACAAUUUAUCACAGCCUGCAUCAAUGGACCAUGCUUUUUUCCCCAUUAUCACUAAUGGUACAAGUUAAAAGUGCAUUUUUACUUUCCAUGAUACAGCUGGAAUUUUUCUUAAACCCUUUCAGUAACAUGGUAGUAGUAGCCCUCAUUAAGAAAAAUACCCCCCAGUACCAGGCAAUCUGAUCAUAAGUUUUUGACUUAAUGAAUUUAUUAAAAAAUCAGUCUUUCAAUCAGUCAUAAAGAAAAUUACUGAUAAUUGUAGAGAAAAUGGGAAAUUUCAAUUUUAAUAAGUCUACAACAGGAUUUUUUCGUAACAUGGCAGAGACACAAGGGCCAUAAAGCCGUAAUGCGACUGAAAGGGUUUCAGCUUUGCUCCCUUAGUCUUUGUGCCUUACUAUUUUGUCUUAAGGGUCUCACACUAGAUUUCUCCUACAAGUUAAUCUAUAUUUUUUAAUUCUAUGAUGUCAGUCUAUGUGUUGCUGUAAAAUUAACUAAUUUCAUUGUAUUCUUUUCUUUUAUGGGUUUCCCUUAACCCAUUUUUUUUAGAUUCUCAGAUUUUAGUCCAGUAAUAUGAAUGACUAUCUCCAAUGUAUUUUUAAACCAAAAGCUUAAAUCUUUUUAAGUUUCAACUCUAAAAUAUUUUAACUGGUUUUCUCAGCAGGAACUUACUCUUUCUUUACUAUUCUGUUACUUAGCCUCAUAAAACUGUCUGUAGAAAUUAGAAAAUGUAAUAAAGUUUUACACAAAAAAACUCUUGUGUCCAGGUUAAAAGUCCCAGAGAAAGAGUAUGCUGAAGGUUUAAGAAAAUGGCAGUCUCAGAAGUUGGCCCAUCAGAGGUAACAGUUUGGUCCCAUAGAGUGUUUGGCUUUUCAUUAUGUUUCUAGCCUUGUGAAAACAUGAGUUUUUUUGUAUUUUUUAUGAAGGCUGGAUGGACAUGCAUAGUAUUGAUUUUAAAUAGAACAUAUUGAAGAAAUUUAUGUUUAUUACUGGUAUGUCAUAUUGAGAGAUGAAAAUCAAGUGGUCUCAAAAUGAUUAAACAAUGGCCACGCCUAUUGGACUGGCCUUGCCAUCAGCUGGUUAAUAAAAUGCAUUGUGUUGAACAUUAUCUACCGUGCGUUGAACACAGACACUCAGGCCUGUAAGGACUAACAAAACUUUCACUCCUGCUUACUUAGCAUCAGAUUGGAUUAAAUUUUGCCUGAAUAGCAAAAAAUAAAUAAGAACCCUUGUAAUAGAUCCUGUUUUAGAUUUCUAAUCUUUUCUUUUCAAGUUUGGAAAUUUGUAUUUAACAGAACUUUGUGUAAAAACAGUUGGUAAAAAAAAAAAAUAAUUAAAGGUUUCACCCUUUUAUCAAUUCACAAACAUCUAUAAUUUUUUAAAUUAUUGGAUAAACACAAUAAUAUUUGUUGUAAUUCUACACCAAAAAAUAUGUAUCACAAGUCAAUCACUCAAUUUUUUUUUUAAAACUACAGUGUGGUCCAAGGGGUUGAUAUGUUCAAAGAUGGCAAGUAUCUGGAGGCCAUGCAGCAUUUCAACAGAGCUUUGCAGAUAGACAAGGAGAAUGUGGAGGCUCUAGUGGCCAGGGGAGCCCUGUAAGCGAACAUUUUGUGUUGUACCCCUGUUGACAGGGCUUCUCAAACUGUGGGGGUUUCAAAGGUGAAGGUUUUAGUCUUCUGAGAGAGCAGAAUGAGCACAAUGUAUAUUUAUAAUCAUAAAGCAUUUAACUCUCCACGAAGAGAAUGAAAAUUUUGUCCAGUCUGAGGGAGGGGAGUGGAGGUGUGCUUGACAUAAUGUGUUCUGGCAAGAGGAGAAUAUUUGAUAACACUGAUUUAUAUUUUUAUAACUAAGACAGAAUAACUUUAGAUUCAAUAUAUCUCCUCUCACUCUCACCAAAAAAUAUAGGGUUUACUUUCCCUAGGGAUGGCAUUAUCAUUUUUGAAUUUCAUGGAUAUUUAUUUCUGAGGACACACAAUUUGAGAAACUCCUCAACAAAAAUGAAGUUAUUUUUAGAAGGUGUAUUGAUUCCUUGUAUUUUUUUUGAGAAUGCUAUAAGUAAACCGAUUUUUGGUAAAGAAUGUAUCACUUGUGUCAGUUCAACCACCCGGAAGGCAUCAUGAAAACAAAUGUGAUGGCCUCUACACCCCUUUGUAACUCCUUUAUCACAUUUUAUGAUAGCGGUCACUUUAAGGACCCCAUGAAAGGGCUUUGAGUCCAUGAGCACUGGGCUGUUAGUUUGAGACCACUGAUUUAAAUAAUACUUAUCACUUUUGUCUCAGCCACCUCCAAUAGAAAGUGAUUUCAUGUAUUUUAUUCCUGCUAGUGGCAGCGGUACAUGUGAUGUUCAGAGUGUACAUUUUGUAAAUCAAUAAAAUAUUUUUCAAAAUACAUUUUAAGAAUGUUCAAUUUUUGUGUGUGAAGAGAUUACCAAAAAAUGUCUAUCCACAACCCUUGAAUUCUGGAAGAGUUUUGGUUUAUCCAAAUGUUAUAGAGCUCUUGAUCCUCCAUAAAUAAUUUAAAAAUUAUUUAUUAAGAGUCUAGAACUCUCUUUUAAAAUUUUCUUUUUUUUUUGCGGCUUUUGUUGUUUUUGUUUUCUUGCGCUAUUUGAAUUGCAUCGAUUUAUUGCCAUUACUCUGUGAAGUUUCAAAAAUAUCCUCAAGGUAAGCAGUGCGUAGAUGAAACUUUAAACAAAAUGUUGAACUUACUUACCAUGCUUGUUAUCAGCAAGCUGUUAGUUAAGAUGGAAAGCGUAACUGACAUAUGCUCUUAUCUGAUAAAUAUUUUAAUAGACUACAUUAUUUUAGUUGUUUGUUUGUUUUUUGUUUUUUUUUCACACUAUGCCACAAAGGAUGGGCUUAUGAAAAUCAAAUUCUUUUCAUGAAGCGUUUUUUUAAAUGAAUUUUACUCUAUGUUGUUAAGUGACUACUGCAAUGACAUGAAUGACUUAACUUUCCCCAGGUACUGGACGUUUGAAGAUGUCAUAAAUGACAUUUGAACUCUAAACAAGUGUAGACAAAAAAUUAUACCAAAAAAAAAUAUUUAUCUUCUUCAAUUCUGCGUGUUUACUUUUGCAAGUUCAAGGCCAAGGAAAAAACCCCAACUAAUUAGCAUUUAUUAAUUCUGGAAAUAAUUACCAACCUUUGCAGAAGAUAGCAGAAGUGGAAAGUGGUUACUGAAAAAGGCAUAAGGGAGAUGAAUCAAUCUCAAGAAGCAGCCUCUGUGGAGGAUAAUUAUUAUUUAUUAUAGCAAAAAUCAAGAAAUCUUCCUCAAAGCCCAGUAAUACAUCAUGCUAAUGAUCACUUCAAUAGAAAUAUCAAAUGAUGAAAUCUGGGCAGGCUGACACUGGCAGAGGUAUUAACACAAAUUUUUUGUUUUGUUUUAUGCUAGCCAAAUUGUUUUCAGUUCUCAUCUGUUUGAUAGGUGGUUUUGACCUGAUUGGUCAUAGAACAUUGGCUGAUAAGUUAUUACUUUAAAUAAGGGUCUAAGCAAGUAAGGAACCUCCACGGCCUGAUUGGUCAUAGCACAUUGGCUGAUAAGUUAUUACUAUAAAUAAGGGUCUAAGCAAGUAAGGAACCUCCACGGCCUUCAGCAUAACUUUCAGCACAGUCCCAACCACCCCAUCAACCAACCCAUCAACGACCUCAUCAACCAAACCAUCAACCACCCCAUCAACCAACCCAUCAAUCACCCCAUCAACCAACCCAUCAAUGACCCCAUCAACCAACCCAUCACCCAACCCAUCAACCAACCCCAUCAACCAACCCAUCAACCAACCCCAUCAAUGACCCCAUCAACCAAACCAUCAACCAACUCAUCAACCAACCCAUCAACCAACCCAUCAACCGACCCCAUCAACGACCCCAUCAACAAACCCAUCAACCACCCCAUCAACCACCCCAUCAACCACCCCAUCAACCAACCCAUCAACCAACUCAUCAACCAACCCAUCAAUCACCCCAUUAACCAACCCAUCAACCACCCCAUCAACCACCCCAUCAACCAACCCAUCACCCAACCCAUCAACAACCCCAUAAACCAACCCUUCAACCACCCCAUCAACCAACCCAUCCAAGAUUUUAAUGACAGAAAGAAAGUACAGGGUUUACGGGGGUCCUAGUAUCUCCAUGUGUUGUUGUGUUUUUUUAGAUUUAAUAAAUACUUUUUGAGAACACCUGUGAAGGCAAUGACUAUUGGAGACUUUUCAGGCUUUCUUAGAAUUUUCACAAAGAAGAUUAGACUUAAUAUGGAUUAUAUGUGGUUUUGGAAAAUAAUGAAUAAAAUCUCUUAUUCACUUUCAUGUUCAUCUUGGAGCUUAUAUUAACAUGAAUCCAUUCGAGUUGAUUAUACUCUGUCUUGCUGAUGACAUGCGUUAACUCGUAUUGCAAAUCUGUUCAAUCAUGUGUACUUUCAGCUAUGCCAACAAAGAAAGUUUCAGUCAUGCCAUCAAAGAUUUCCAAGAAGCACUUACCAUCAACCCCAGACACAGCAAUGCAAAGAAUUACCUCCUGGAGACGUUGCUGGCUGUUGGGAAACAGUAAGGUUUUACAAUUUUUUAGUGUAAUGAUUGUCAAAUGAUUAGCGACCAGCGUGGCUCCUCUGCAGGAAUGUGUGAUUAAGUGAAACACCACCCAUGUGUAUGGAGCACAAUGUGUGUUAGGAGCGGGCUGGUAAAAGAGUAUAGUAAGGGAAACGCUAGGCAAAAUGAGCCCUGUUUUGGAGUAUUUCCUGUAGUAAUAGUAGUGCUACGGCUUUAGGAGCAUUACCCAUUCUGUAGUACUACUUUAGGAGCGUGACUGUAGUGCUACUUUAGAAGUGUUACUGUAGCACUGCUUGGGAGCAUUACUGUAGUACUACUUAAAGAGAGUUAAUGAAGGCGCAAUACUGUAGUUCUAUUUUAGGGAGUGUUACUUCAGUACUAUUUUAGGAGUGUCACUUUAGUACUAUUACUAUGUUAGUGUUGAUACUAUAAUACUAUUUUUAAAUUUAAUGUAAUACUUUAGUACUAUUUUAGGGGUGUUACUACAGCACUAUUUUAUUUUGUUACAUUAGUACUAUUUUGGAGUGUCAUUUUAGUAUUAUUUUGGAGUGAUGCUAUAAUACUAUUUUAAAUUUAAUGUAAUACUUUAGUACUAUUUUAGGGGUGUUACUUUAGUACAGUUUUGAUGGUGUUGCCUACAUAAAAUAAUGGGCUUCUAUCAACACGAUGAAUGUGUUAAAUUCUCAUUACAGAUGUGAGGACAAACGAAAGCUGGAGGAGGCUUGUGAACAUUACUCUCAUGUUUUGAGGGUCGACCCCGACAACUCUGAAGCUAAAGAGCUACUCAACAGCUGCCAACGUUUGAUUGUAAUAAUAUUACGUUAUUUAAUUUUAGAACUUUUUACAUUGGUCAAGAAGGAUCUUGCUCCACCACCACUCCCGCCAUGUUUUUACUUUGCUGUCAUACCUGCCAGUGUUUUGGAAUCAUCCGGGAGAGCUGCAUAUUGAGGAAAAACAAAGUGCACAUAUUCCUAAUGCGCUGCCUUACUUAAACAUUGCACUAGAGGUUACUGCUGUCGUAAAUCUUUGUAGGAAAAGUUUCUUUUAUUUGAUAUUGCUAGAUGACCAGUUGUGGAAGUACGGUAGAUCUAAAUUUUCAACUCUGUCUGCAUAUAAAUCACCUGCAGAAAAAGUGCUCUCAUAGUUCUGUGUGAAAUGGCUAAACACCCCAGGUGGUUCAUUGGAUGACAAUGUUUUUUAAAAAAUUUUUCCCGUUCGCUUUAGGUCUUCCAAACAGCGUCCAGCGUUUCCAAAAAGAAAAACCCAGAGGGAAAAAACAAGUCUUCGCUGAUCAGGGAGACCGCAGAGAAGCUGAAAGAACUCAUACAAGAGGAUGAAAAAAUUAAGCCAAUGUAACAUCCACACCGUUUUUUAAAAAGAAAUUUUAGCUUUUCUUUUGAGAUUGUAUUAUAAUUAUAAUGAUAAUCUGUAAAAUCUAUAUUGAUACAAAACAACCAGACAAAUACAAAGCGUCCCCCCCCCUCCCCCCCAAUCACCACGAUAGUUUAAUUAAAUCCUCCUUGCCCACCACCAGUUAUUUUUUUAUAGAAUUGACUUUAUUUUAAUGGCAUUAGAUACUAAAAGGUACUUAAGCGCCUUGACCUCUUUAUCCUCAGUAAGCACAAGAAGAAAAAAAAGCCUCAACAGCAAAGCAAGAGCCGCAGCUCGUCAGAAGGAAGGAGAAGAAAACAAAAGAGGAAACGCAGCAGCAGCAGCAGCAGUAGUAGCAGCAGCAGUAGUGGCAGUGCUAGCAGUAGCAGCAGCAGUAGCAGUAGUUCCUCAAGGAGCAGGAGGAGGUCUAAAAAGGGCAGAACUAGAAGCAGGUAAAUUGUUACUGAUGUUUGUGUAACAAAACAUGGUGGCUUGAGGAGGUCUAAAAAGGGCAGAACUAGAAGCAGGUAAAUUGUUACUGAUGUUUGUGUAACAAAACAUGGUGGCUUGAGGAGGUCUAAAAAGGGCAGAACUAGAAGCAGGUAAAUUGUUACUGAUGUUUGUGUAACAAAACAUGGUGGCUUGAGGAGGUCUAAAAAGGGCAGAACUAGAAGCAGGUAAAUUGUUACUGAUGUUUGUGUAACAAAACAUGGUGGCUUAACUUCCAGUUUGUUCCCGGAAACUGCAACGGAAAUUGAGCUUCCAGCAAGAAUAAUAGAUUAAGCCAGUGGUCCUCAACCUUUCUAAUGCCCUGACCCUUUAAUACAAUUCCUCUUGUUGUGGCGACCCCCAACCACAAAAUUAUUUUCGUUGAUGCUUUAUAACCGUAGAGUAUAUGUGUUUUCCAAAGGGGUCGCGACCCACACGUUGAGAACCGCUGGAUUAAGCUCUUAAUGUGGAAUGUGUGGAAGGCUUUGAUUCAGCUCUGAAUUUUGAAUUGUCCAGUUCACUUUGAUUAAACUCUAAAUGUUGAAUUUAGCUGACCACAUUGAUUAAGCUCUGAAUGUUGAAUUGAGCAGAGCACUUUUAAGCUCUGAAUGUGACAUUGAGCAGUGCAUUUUGAUUAAGCUCUGAAUGUUGAAUUGAGCAGAGCACUUUUAAGCUCUGAAUGUGACAUUGAGCAGUGCAUUUUGAUUAAGCUCUGAAUGUUGAAUUGUCCAGUGCACUUUUUAUAUCUAUGAUUAAUCUUUGAAUGUUGAGUUGAACAGUGCACUUUUAACAGACAACUUUGGUCAAGCUCAGAAUCAAGCAUUCAGCCGAGCACUUUGAUUAAACUUCGAAUGGAGCUUUCAGGGGAGUCCUUGGACAAUCUGUUGGCCUCUAAAGUGUGUUUCAUAAUAUGAAAAGUAGCAAUAUAUUUUCUGCAUCAGAGUACUCAGUAUUUCAUGGAUGUUGAGGGAAUCAAGUAAAUCUAAUAGGUUCUAAGAGUAAAUUUGACUAAUUUGGAGGAGCCUACUUAUGUAUAGAUCAUAUUUACUAAUUGGGAGGAGCCUAAUGUGUAGAUGGUAUGUAUUAAUUGGGAGGAGCCUAAUCUGUAGAUGGUAUGUAUUAAUUGGGAGGAGCCUAAUGUGUAGAUGGUAUGUAUUAGUAUUAAUUGGGAGGAGCCUAAUGUGUAGAUGGUACGUAUUAAUUGGGAGGAGCCUAAUGUGUAUAUGGUAUGUAUUAAUUGGGAGGAGCCUAAUGUGUAGAUGGUAUGUAUUAAUUGGGAGGAGCCUAAUGUGUAUAUGGUAUGUAUUAAUUGGGAGGAGCCUAAUGUGUAGAUGGUAAGUAUUAAUUGGGAGGAGCCUAAUGUGUAGAUGGUAUGUAUUAAUUGGGAGGAGCCUAAUGUGUAGAUGGUAUGUAUUAAUUGGGAGGAGCCUAAUGUGUAGAUGGUAUGUAUUAAUUGGGAGGAGCCUAAUGUGUAGAUGGUAUGUAUUAAUUGGGAGGAGCCUAAUGUGUAGAUGGUAUGUAUUAAUUGGGAGGAGCCUAAUGUGUAGAUGGUAUGUAUUAAUUGGGAGGAGCCUAAUGUGUAGAUGGUAUGUAUUAAUUGGGAAGAGCCUAAUGUGUAGAUGGUAUGUAUUAAUUGGGAGGAGCCUAAUGUGUAGAUGGUAUGUAUUAAUUGGGAGGAGCCUAAUGUGUAGAUGGCAUGUAUUAAUUGGGAGGAGCCUAAUGUGUAGAUGCCAUUUACUAUUUGGCAGGAGCCUAAUGUGUGAAUGUUAUGGACUAAUUGGGAGGAGCCCAGACCUGUUUACUCUUACGAUUUUUGCUUAUGAUGUACGAUUUUGAGUUGUACACAUUAUAUAUACUGUAUGGUUUUUUUUAUUAUUAAGAUAAUGUAUUGAACAAUUUGGUGAUGGUAUUGCACGAUUUUCAGGGUUUGAGGGUAAACAAGUCUGAGCCCAAUGUGUAAAGAUGAACUUUAUUUUGAUAUGGCAAUCCAGAGUCAGCCUAUAAUCAUUAAACUAAAGUGGCCAAUAAUAAGAUUUUAAAACUUUUUUAUUUCAAACAUAAAGAGCCAAACCGGCAGUUAUAAAAUGUUUACUAAUUUAUUAUUAUAAACUUGAACCUAAAAUAGAUGUUGCAUGUUCUUAAAAAGCCUAUUAUUAGAAAUGUAUUAAGGUAGACCAAUAAUUACUAUGCAUACUAUUGAAACUUCUUCGGUGCUCAAAUGACAAGAACAAGUGAGGUUUGGGUUUUCCAAGGCCCAUCUCCUGAAUACUCUUAAAUGCAUUGAAACAUGUUAGAUUAGUCAACCCUCAUUCUCUCAGGUGAUGAAGAUUUUUGUCAUGUAUUUUUGAUUCUCAUUAGCAUAUAACUUGCAGCGGUUCAAUGUUCUCUGUUUCAUGUUUCAGAAAGUCACAAAGGGACUCUAUGGGUCAUGAGUGGCUGAGAGAAAAUCAGAGGCAGACUGGACGUAUCCGCUCACCCCCUUCAGAGUUGCAGUCAAGGCAGGAGGAGAAAACACGUAAUGCUGAUAAGAUGGGUAAGCCCAGGUGCUAGGUGCUUGGCUUCGGGUUGGCUCCAGUCCAUUGUGCAACUCAUGUGUUAAGUCUAAUUGACAAAAUCUAAAGCCAGGUCUGUUGCAAAGCUCAUGGUUAACACCAAGUCAUAUAAUAUAAUGAAAGUUUUUUUCCAAUUUCUUACUUAUUAUACUUUUUGUAAUCAAAAGGCAUCCUUAUUUUACUUUUUUUUAAAUCUUCCAUCCAGCUGGCGGGCCAGGCACUUCAAAAGAAAAGAAUCUAAAAGAGAUGAAAGAAAAUGAGGCCUUCGCCCAAGCCAUCCAAGCCCUGGCAGUGUCAUCCUUUCUGCCAGUCUCUUCUUUGGACUACUUCAAUAGCUCGGCAGCUAUUCCUGGGCUGGGCAGCCCCCCGCCGGGCAACACCGCAGAACCUCUUCGCCCGGGGGAAUCCAAAAUGGAGGCUACUUCUAGAGAAAUUGAAGGUGGUAUCAACAGGGAGAGAACUCCAGAGGCCAAAUUGAUGCGGAGGGAUGAUUACCUAAUGGCCGAGAGGGAGAAGUUCUACAAGGAUAACAAAGACAGGUACAAGAGAUUUCGACCACAUUCAAGGUCCUCCUCCUCUUCAUCUUCAGCCUCCUCCUCUUCUUCUUCUUCUGGGUCACGCGCAUCUAAAUCUGGUAGCAAAAGUUUGAAAAGCAAAAAGCACCAAGCUGAGGAAGAUAAAUCUGAUCAAGUCAAAAAUAAAAUGGUGACGGCAAAAAGACGUUCAUCUAGGGGAGUUCAAGGAUCUCUAGCCAGUAAAAGUACAUCACAGAGGAAAAAGGAUGAUUUAGGAGAAGACAUCAGUAGCUCAGGGCACAAAAAGUCAGCCUCUAGAAAAAGUAGAAGUAGGUCAAAGGAUGAAAUAGGCUCUUCUGAAUUUGGGGAGAGAGGUAGGUCACAGACUAGGAAAGGAGCUUCAGGACCCCGGGAUGACAGAAGUAGGUCAAAGGUUAAGAUUGGCUCUUCAGGUCAUCGGGAAAGCAGAAGUGUGUCAAGAGAUGAAAAGGGCUCUUUGGAUUCUCGAAUUAGCAGAGGCAGAUCCAGAAAUAGAAAAGGCUCUACAAGUCUCAGAGAGAGCAGAAGCAGAUCAAGAGACAAAAUGUCCCCCGCGGGCUCUCAAAUUAGUAGAGGAAGAUCAAGAGCUAGAAAGGGUUCUUUGGGUCCUUGGGAUGACAGAGGAAGGUCAAAGUCUAGGAAAAGGUCAUCAAGCCCUCGGGGUAACAGAAGUAGAUCAAGGAAUAGAAAGGGCUCUUCAGGUUCUCCAAUUGGCCGACGCAGAUCCAGAGAUAGAAAGGGCUCUUCAGGUUCUCCAACUGGCGGAGGCAGAUCCAGAGGUAGAAAGGGCUCUUCAGGUUCUUCAAUUGGCCGAGGCAGCUCCAGAGAUAGAAAGGGCUCGUCAGGUUCUCCAAUUGGUCGAGGCAGAUCCAGAGAUAGAAAGAGCUCUCCAGAUCCUCGUGACAGCAGGAGUAAUUCGCAAAGCAAAGAUUUACAUCGUAGUAGAGCGAGGUCUGGAAGUGGAGGAGGGCGUAGCAGCCCUGGAAGGAAAUCACUGAUCAGAGAAAUGGACACCACAGACAAAACACCAAUUAUCACAGGGGUCAAGGAACUGGACAUGUACCUGGGUGGGUCUAAAAAGCUGCUACAGCAUUCAGACAUGGGCAAGAAAUUUACAACGUGGGAAGCCUUUGUUAAUAUGGCAUCUCGAACCUCGAAGACCCUAAUAUCAAGAGAUAAAAGGCCUCCACCUUGGGAAACCAAAUCACAGUCUCCAGUGACGACCGACUGGAAAAGAAAUGAAGAACGCUAUGUUGAGCAGUACAAGUCACCUUGGUCUGAGACUCUGGCACAGGACUCGAGAAGUGAAAGGCAUCAUGACGGCAGCCGUCAGGACUGUGAAGAUGAUCAGAAAGACAGAUUCCAGGACAAGUCUGAUGAGAGGCAAAGUUCCAAAAGGACAUUGGAGGCCAGGGAUGCUGUAGGCAAGAACACGCCUCGACAGUGGGGGGACGACUGCAUUAGAGAAACGGGAGAUGAAAGAAUGAAUAAGGACAAAAGGGAGGAAAAAUCUGCUGAGGUGAAGAGGGACAAAGUGACAAGGAAAGAAAUGAAAGAACGCAUUGAGGGGUUGAAACAAUCUGUGCCAGCUUCCGCCGUGAGCCCGCCAGCAAAAGAUGAUGACAUUAAGAAACUUGAAAAACGAGAUGGGCAAGAAGUCAAGGAGUUCACUGGUAUUGGGAGAUUUGGCCCCAAAUUGAAGACGCCGGAGAAGAGCUCACCCAAGGAUGCAGAGAGAGCCAUGGAUUUCAUUAGUAAGGAAAAAGAAUCGGAGAAACCCCAGCCCGAUACAAAGAGGUCUGCUACAAAAGAGCCUAAACCUAAAUCGGCCAGUUUCAUGCCAAGGAUCCUGAGAAAGCCUAAAAUGGAUGAUCCGACCGUGUCCCGCCCAUUGAUAUCAUCGAAUGAGCUGGCUCAGAUCGAGAGGGAAAAAAGAAGAAAACUUGAGUUGGAGAGAGCCAAGCAAGACAGUUUGAUGGCAUGCGGUGAAGGUGCAAACACCGACAAGGGCAUAAAAAGUCAAAUGGCCGCCCAAGGCAAUGACCCAAGCCUGGGCCACGGUCAGAGUGACAGGGCGGCGACAGAUAGGCAGUCAAGGUGGGAUGUGAAGGCCCAGAAGAAUGUCAAAAUGUUGCCAGAUAAAACUGGAAUGGUAAACAAGACAGAGAGGGUAGAGGAUGGGGCUAGGUAUGAUAAGACAGGAGAAGGGGAUGAGAGGGCUGGAGACGAGAAAGAAGCCCCGAGGGAUCCAAAUCCCAGCAGACAAAGUGCCUUGCCUACCAAAGAAAGGUUGGUCAUGGUGAGGCAGAGAGGAGGUUAUGGACUUAAAAAGGAAAUUGAACCUGCAGAGAGGAGAAAAAAGGAUGAAAGUGACGUGUUCGGCAAGAGAGGAGAUAAUGAGAGGCAGGUGGGAGGAAAAAGUAAAGGAGAUGUUGGAAGUAAAUUAAAAUGGCUGAAGGAAGAUGAGAUUGAACGGGAGAUUGAGAGGAGGGUGCAUGAGAGGCUGAGGGAAGAGGAGAAGCUGAGGGAAAAGGAGAAAAUGCAUGUCGUUUCAGCAACAAGAAACGAUAGUCAGUACCAGACAGGAAGUCCCGGGGAUAGAUACAGGGACAGUCAAUCCCCAGAAAAUAAAAGAUAUGAAAGAGAGACAGUUGACUUUUCAGGAGAUAGGAGAACGGGCUACAAGAAGAGAUGGAGCCCCGAGUACAGUGAAGACAGGUGGAGUCAUGCUGCCAGCGAGGGGCCUGGUAACUACAAGGAGCAGUACCAGUCCAGGGACGACGGAUAUAGAUACAAUCAGCGUUGGAAUCACCACGAGGGGGGCAGGGGGAGGAGAAGAUGGGGUAGUAACCAGUUCGUCAGAGGAGGUGGACGUGGCCGUUUCAAUAAUUACAGGGAGCAAAACUUUCAUGAUCAAAAUCGAGGGGGUUUUCAAAGUUAUGUAAACCCUAAGAGAUUGCAGCCGUAUGCCAGAGACAGGUCCAGGGAUAGGGACCGGUCCAGAGAUACAUCAAGAGAAAGGGAAUGGUCAAGAGAUAGGGACUGGUCGAGAGAUGGGUCUAGGGACAGGUCCAGAGAUAGAUCUAGAGAAAGGGAAUGGUCAAGAGAUAGGGACUGGUCAAGAGAUAGGUCUUGGGACAGGUCCAGAUCAAGGGACAUGUCAAGAGAUAAAUCCAGAGAUAGGAAUAGGUUAAGAGAAAGGUCCAGGGACAGGUCAUUGGAACCGAAGUCAAAUGUAACAGAAAAUGAAAGGCCUUCACAGCUCUUACCAUCAAAUUCCAACAAAAUGACCGACCCGGCGCUAACUCAACCCUUGAGUGUCUCAGAAGUCGGGAGGCCUUCACAGCUCUUACCAUCAAAUUCCAACAAAAUGACCGAUCCGGCGC